UAAAAUACUUCCCAAACCCCUUUUCUCUCUCUCUCUCUCUCUCUCUCUCUCUCUCUUCCCCUCCAGAAGGAAACAAAUACCUUCAAACAAAUCCUCUUUUUCACUGACUCAGGUGCUUGGUCACGCAUAUCGACGGCUGUAAUUGACACACCCUUUUGCUAUGGAGUUUUUCAACAAAACCAAGGCAGUAAAACUCCGUUCCCACCACAACAAAUACCUGGUCGCCGACGACGACAAGAAAUCCGUCCGGCAAAGCCGCAACGGGUCGACCCGGAAGGCGCGGUGGCUCGUCGAGCCGGUCGAUCACAACCCGCAGGCCAUCAGGCUCAAGAGCCUCCACGGGGUCUACCUCACGGCCUCCACCACGGCGUUCCUGCUCGGGUUCACGGGCAACAAGGUGACCCAGACCCAGCCCGACCACCCGCGGGACCUCUCGAUCGAGUGGGUACCCGUGAGAGACGGGUUCCAGGUGAAGCUGGUGACGGCGUUCGGAGGGACGUGUUUGAGGGCCAACGGGGGGACGCGGCCGUGGAAGGAUUCCGUCACGCACGACGUUCCGUCCCUCACGAAGAGCUGGGUUCUGUGGGACGUCGAGGCAGUGGAGAUACCGGAGAACGAGGAGUUAACGGAUUAUUUGUCGCUGGUUUCGAGUGUUUCGUCGCUUUCGGAUGAUUUGUUUCUGUCGGAAAUCGGGUCGGAAGUCGGGUCGCCCGUUUCAUUACACUCGAAUAGUUCUCCCAUGGUGCCUUUUAAGAAGAAUGAUGCACAGAAGGGUCUCUACUGCUCCUGGUCACCAAACGUCAAACUUCCAUCAAAAAACAUGAGCGGAAUGGAACUGUUCCACAAGGCAAAAGCCGUGCGACUCCGCAGCAACCACGACAAGUACCUCACCGCCGAAGAAGACGAGGAAUCCGUAACCCAGGCCCGUAACGGCGCCUCCAGAAACGCCCGUUGGGCUGUCGAAUUCCUCGAAACCGACGACAACAUAAUCCGUCUCAAGAGCUGCUACGGCAAGUACCUCAUGGCCUCCAACAUGCCCUUCCUCCUGGGCAUGACCGGCCGGAAAGUCAUUCAGACGGCCGGCCGCAAAGACUCGUCGGUGGAGUGGGAGCCGAUCCGGGAAGGGAAUCAGGUGCAGCUCAGGACACGGCACGGUAACUUUUUGCGGGCGAACGGUGGCAUUCCGCCGUGGCGGAAUUCAGUUACGCACGAUGUCCCUAAUAGAACGGCUACACAGGAUUGGAUCCUUUGGGAUGUUGAUGUGGUGGAGAUUCUAUUGCUCCAGUCGCCACAACCGAAACCAAGUGCUCCGUCCGAAUCCGACUUGUAUCCGGAUUCGUUUGAAUCUCCGUCGAGCUCGGAGUCUAAUCAUUCGUUUAAAUCCCCCAGCUUUGGAAGACAAGAUCAGUCGAAUGAUUCUAUGGGGGGUUCAGUGUCUAGGGCUGCGGAUGGGCGGGUCAUAUAUUACAGUAUAGCGGAUGAACGUGGAAAUGUGGAUGAGGGUUUGGAGGGGCUUUCUUUCACAUUCAAGGGGAACGGACUUUAUGAGUUGACGAAGAGGCUAGAGGAGGAGACGGGGCUUGAAGAAAUUAUCGUGUGCUCCCGCAGUCCAUUGAAUGGAAAGCUAUACCCACUUCGGUUGCAGCUUCCUCCCAAAAAUGUGGAUAUGCACGUCGUUGUACUUCAAUCAUCAUCAAGAGCGGCAAGAGACUUUGCGAGAACAUGAAUGCCAUCAUGAAAUUUGCCCGGAAGACCCGCGUCACAUUUUUGUUUAUGAUACGAACACACAAAUAUCUUUUUGUACAUUCUGCUUCAGCCGUAUUCUACUGCAUGUUAGACAAUGUAGGGAAAUCAGCUGGAGAAUUCGCAUCUCUCGCUUUCCUGAGUUCACAGUACUAUUACAUUUUAGCAAUCUCAGAAGGAAAAAUAACAGCUUUAGCCGUGUGCUAGUAGUCGAAAUCUGUUGUAGUGCUCCGUUUGAUAUGGGGAUUCCUUGGUGGGAUUUGUAUCUGAUUUUGCUGUAAAGUUAUAUGUGCAUUUUUUUGGUA
Messenger RNA from Rhododendron vialii, 2048 nucleotides. RefSeq lists its product as uncharacterized. NCBI's taxonomy places the organism in Eukaryota, Viridiplantae, Streptophyta, Magnoliopsida, Ericales, Ericaceae. The record is from RefSeq and is a predicted model, not a curated record. Bases 161 to 1726 code for a protein of 521 amino acids. The transcript has 6 exons.